This is a messenger RNA of Lotus japonicus, 2432 nucleotides long. Its product is annotated as probable pectin methyltransferase QUA3. The transcript has 7 exons. Gene Ontology annotation, molecular function: methyltransferase activity. The coding region runs from base 371 to 2164 and encodes 597 amino acids. Gene Ontology annotation, cellular component: trans-Golgi network; endosome; cytoplasm. The record is from RefSeq and is a predicted model, not a curated record. Lineage: Eukaryota; Viridiplantae; Streptophyta; Magnoliopsida; Fabales; Fabaceae.
CAUUAAAAAAAUGGUCCAAAUCCAAAUCCAGAACCAGAGCAGGUGACCACAUCAGAUCCUGCAUCUUCCCCUUCAUUCACAUCUCACUCUUAAAACUCAUCUCAAUCUCACACUCAAACAACCAACAACAACACUUCUCAAAACCAAACCACAAGACACACACACACACACAGACUCAGACACACACCAGUUACACAUUUCAUCAUUCCAUAACUCUGCAUGCAAUUCCCAUCACAGAAACAGAGAAACAGCAAAACACCCCACCAAGGUUUCCUAUCUGGUUCCUCCAAAAAGCACCGAUUUUUACCCUCAAACCGCAUUGAAAACCAAGACCCAGAUGCCAGUUUGAUCAGAUCAACCUUCUCCUCAAAUGGGUACUUCCAAUUUGCUAUCUUCCAAGCGCCACGGCAAUACCACACGUCAAUGGCGGCUUCUGGACUUAAUCACCGGAGCGUUCUUCCUCUUGGUGCUUCUCUUCAUUGUUCUCGUCUUCACCACCCUCGGCGACUCCCUCGCCGCCUCCGGCCGCCGGACACUGCAUCUCUCAACCGGAGACCCGCAGCAGCGAGGCCGCAUCGUGGCGGCGAUCGAGGAAGGGAAGUGGCCCGGGAGGACCCUCGAGGCGUGUAUUGUCGAUGAUGUGGACCAUAUGCCGUGUGAGGAUCCGAGGUUGAAUAGCCAGCUCAGUAGGGAGAUGAACUACUACAGGGAGAGGCAUUGCCCAAGGCCGGAGGAUACGCCACUCUGCUUGAUUCCGCCGCCGAAGGGGUACCGGAUUUCGGUGCAGUGGCCGGAGAGUAUGCACAAGAUAUGGUACAAAAACAUGCCACACAGCAAGAUUGCUGACAGGAAAGGUCAUCAGGGAUGGAUGAAGCUAGAAGGUCAACACUUUAUAUUCCCCGGUGGUGGUACAAUGUUUCCAGAUGGAGCAGAGCAAUAUAUUGAAAAACUUGGUCAAUACAUUCCAAUUAGUGGAGGUGUUCUGAGGACUGCUCUUGACAUGGGGUGUGGGGUUGCUAGUUUUGGAGGAUAUUUACUGACUCAAAAUAUUUUGACCAUGUCUUUUGCUCCAAGAGAUUCACAUAAAUCACAAAUACAAUUUGCCCUGGAAAGAGGAAUACCAGCUUUCGUUGCUAUGCUUGGCACUCGCAGACUCCCAUUUCCUGCAUUUGGAUUUGACUUAGUUCAUUGUUCUCGGUGUUUGAUCCCAUUUACAGCCUACAAUGCAACUUAUUUCAUGGAAGUGGAUAGAUUACUUCGCCCUAGUGGAUAUUUAGUCAUCUCUGGUCCCCCUGUUCAGUGGCCUAAACAAGAGAAAGAAUGGUCCGAUCUCCAGGCUGUGGCAAAAGCCUUGUGUUAUGAACUUAUUGCUGUAGAAGGUAACACUGUGAUCUGGAAGAAGCCUGCAGAAGAUACAUGUCUUCCCAACGAAAAUGAAUUUAGUCUCGAGUUGUGUGAUCAUUCGGAUGACCCAAAUCAAGCUUGGUACUUCAAGUUGAACAAAUGUGUCAGUAGGACAUCUUCUGUCAAAGGAAAUUAUGCUAUUGGAAAGAUUUCCAAAUGGCCAGAGAGGCUAACUGCUGUACCUCCAAGAUCAGCAGUCCUGAAAAAUGGCAUUGAUGUGUAUGAGGCGGACACUGGACGCUGGUCGAGGAGGGUUGCAUACUAUAAGAAUUCUCUAAAUAUUAAAUUGGGGACUCGAUCUGUUCGCAAUGUCAUGGACCUGAAUGCAUUAUUUGGGGGUUUUGCAGCAGCCUUAAAAUCUGAUCCUGUCUGGGUAAUGAAUGUUGUUCCAGCUCAAAAGCCACCCACUCUUGAUGUGAUAUAUGACAGAGGCCUUAUUGGAGUCUAUCAUGAUUGGUGUGAACCUUUUUCGACAUACCCUCGUAGUUAUGAUCUGAUCCAUGUGGACAGCAUUGAUUCACUAGUAAAAGAUCCAGAUUCUGGUAAAAGCAGAUGUAGUAUUGUGGAUUUGAUGGUGGAAAUUGAUCGAAUGUUGCGCCCGGAGGGAACUGUUGUGGUGAGGGAUACCCCUGAAGUAAUUAACAAAGUAGCUUCCAUUGCUCGUGCAGUUAGGUGGAAGCCUAUCAUUCAUGAUAAAGAACCGGACUCACAUGGCAGGGAAAAAAUUCUAGUUGCUACCAAGACAUUCUGGAAGCUCUAAUUAUCAUCCCAGGGACACAGGGCUGUGUAAUUCAGGUAAAGUUCCACUUUUUGUGUAUGAGGGAAUGGGAAGUCUAAGAUAUCUUCUCUAUGCUAACUUGUUCAAUAUAGUAAAGUUAGGAUUUGAAAAGGAUGUUAAAAAUUGUGCAGUUUUAUGUGGAAAGCACAAGUCAAUGUUCAUUGUAUUUUGUUAUAGCUUUGAGGAUGAAUUGUAAUUCACAACUUUCAUUUAUCACUUCUUUAUUUAUUAAAAGAAGAUUCAUCACUGA